Molecule: messenger RNA, 348 nt
Organism: Symbiodinium pilosum
Lineage: Eukaryota; Dinophyceae; Suessiales; Symbiodiniaceae
Source: the annotation of a GenBank genome assembly
AUGCUGUCGCUGGCAGACAAGAGACUCUUUUGGGAAGCCCGGAGGAAGGCUGUGGGCGGCCGUAGUGUGGAGACUGCUGGCUCGGCCUCAGGCGAGGAUGACAAUGACGACGAUGAUGAGGAGUCGGACGGUGAGGCUCCUGCAGUGUUGCCGGCUGCUGAGGACAUGGCAGAGGAGAAGAAAGCCGAGUCGGAGCCCGUGGUUGCCACCCCGCCCGCGGGCCGCCCUUGGUGGCGGACUCGCUGUGCCACGCUUUCUGGGCCAAGAGAACAGGGCUACGUUGGCAUCUGCCAGAGCGAGUUCCAGAAGACGGUGAUCACGGAUCGGGUUAAGAAGGCGUACAUGAAG